Scophthalmus maximus (turbot) is the source of this 3772-nucleotide messenger RNA. RefSeq names its product peroxisomal biogenesis factor 6 (gene pex6). Gene Ontology annotation, biological process: protein import into peroxisome matrix. The transcript is spliced from 18 exons. Gene Ontology annotation, molecular function: ATP binding; ATP hydrolysis activity. Gene Ontology annotation, cellular component: cytosol; peroxisomal membrane. The record is from RefSeq and is a predicted model, not a curated record. The coding region runs from base 42 to 3233 and encodes 1063 amino acids. NCBI's taxonomy places the organism in Eukaryota, Metazoa, Chordata, Actinopteri, Pleuronectiformes, Scophthalmidae.
CGUGACGCAGCGGCAGCAGGGGGCGGUGACGCAGGUCCAAGAUGGCGGUGCAGGUGGAGCUGUGCUGUGUGGACAGUUUCCCCGCUCACCUGAGUCCUCUGGACGCGCUGAUGCUCCAGUCUCACCUGGAUGUCGUCUUCCAGCGCGACACGGACCCGCCCACCGUCCUCUUCACCCCGCAGCGGCCGCAGGGACGCGGGCGGGCCGACGUGUUGCUGCGCGUCCACCCGACCGCCGACGAGGAGACCGCGGGCUGCGGAGAGAGACUCGUCGACAGCGAGUCGCGGAGCCGCGUGCGGCUGCUCGUCAGCCGCGUCUUCCUGCGGCACCACGGGCUCCCGCGGCUCGGAGGCGCCGGCACCGUCCGGCCUCUGGAGCCGGUCCCCCUGGACACGGUGGUGCUGGGAGCCCGCAGCAGGCAGAGCCUCCGCUGGGCCGGAGCGGGGCAGUUCACCGGCGCGCUGCUGGAGCUCUGCGGCCCGGGACAGUGGCUGCUGGCCCGGCAGGGAGACCCGCUGUUGCUGCCCCCCCGACACCCGCCGCUGGAAGAGGAGCCGGGACAGCAGCAGCUCUGGGACCUGUCGGUGUUGUCCUGCAGUCCGGUGACGCAGGGGCGGAUCACAGCCGACACCUCUCUGGUCCUGAUUGACUGCUGGGACCCGGUGGCCCCCCCGGCCCCCCCUCCUCCGCCCGGCAGGCCGCUCAGUCUGAGCGUGUCUGACUUCGCUCACUACGCCGACGGCCUCGCAGGGGGGCGGUCUCUUCUCGACAGCAGGAAGCUGCUGGGCUCGGGGUUCUCCGGCAUCCUGCGCGCGCUGGAGUGCAGGGUGGACGUGCGGGUGGUGGACGCCCGGCGAUGGGUCGGCGUGGGAGGCCGGCAGGGGGCGGCGGCGGUGGACGUGGACGGCUGCGUGUUUGUGAGCAAACAGCUGCUGCUCAGACUGGGGCUGUUCAACCACGAGUGGGUGAAGAUGUCCCGGGUGGGCGCAGCCUCCAGACCUCAGACGGGUCAGUCGGGUCAGUCGGACGUCAGGGGCGGCGUCGGCAGGGAGCGGCUGGUCUCUGUGGUGGUGGUGGAUUUGACACCGAGUCCAGAGCUACAGAACCACGAGGAAGUCGGUUUCAUAUCGGCGACUCUGUGGUUCAACUUGACUGAAGGGGAAGUGGUUCCUGUGAACUGCUGCACACUGAGGAUGAAGAGGUGGAGUCCGUCUCCGCCGCAGUCCGCCGGACGCUCUGACAGCUCCUGUCGCUCGGCUUCUCCUCCGCUGGCCGGCGAGCUUCACAUCCAGCCGGUGGCGUCUCCGCUGUACGACGGCCUCGGCCACUUCGACGCGCUGCUCUCGGAACACUUCAGCACUCCCAGACUGGUGUCGCAGGGAGACAUUUUAUCAGUUCCCACUGAAAAUCAUCCAGAUCUGCUACAGAACAACUCCGAGGGCAUCCACAGGAGUCCAGUGCUGUUCUUCAGAGUGCAGAAGGUUUGUCCGUCUGCAGAGAGAGAAGAAGAAGAGGAAGAGGACGGUGGAGCCGGAGCUCACCUGGCCGACAGACUUCACACCUCGCUCUACAUGGGAGCGUCCACCAACAGCCCCGUCCCGUGCUGCUCGCUGGACGGAGCGUCUCCUCCGGGCCUCGACAAGACCGUGGACCUGCUCAGCAGCAUCAUCCUGCCCCACCUGCAGCACAGCAGCUCCCUGUCGGGUUGCACCGUCCUCCUUCAUGGUCCUGCAGGAAGUGGUAAGGUGACGGUGACCGGUGCGGCGAGUCGCAGACUGAACCUCCACCUGCUGAAGGUGGACUGUGUGAGCGUGUGCGCCGACACCGCUGCAGCUGUGGAGGUGAAGCUGGCGUCGGUGUUUCAGAGGGCCGGCGCCCUGCGGCCCUGCGUCCUGCUGCUCAGGAACCUGCACCUGCUGCUCCGACCCAGAGGGGGCGCGGGCGAGGAGGACGGCCGGGUCCGGGCGGCGCUCUGCCAGCUGCUCGGCAGCGCCCCCACCAGUGUGGCGGUGGUGGCGACGGUCUGCAGACCUCGGGACCUGUCUGCAGGUGUCAUGACGGCGUUCGUCCACCAGUUGGCGAUGGAGAGUCCCACGGAAGAGCAGCGGCGCUCCAUGCUGGCCGGCCUGAGCCGAGACCUUCGCCUGGGCAGAGACGUCAGCCUGGAGAGGCUCGCCAAACUCACGGCGGGUUUCGUGUUGGGGGAUCUGAGAGCUCUGCUGGCGGAGGCGGGUCGCGCUGCCUGUAGGAGGCUGGUCCACAGCAGCGGUGGUCGUCCAGAGGAGGACCUGUGCUCCAGCGGAGUGACCGUCCUGAACCGGGACUUCGCCUCGGCCCUGGAGACGCUGCAGGACGCCCAGUCCAAGGCCGUCGGCGCGCCGAAGAUCCCCGACGUGCGGUGGGAGGACGUCGGCGGCCUGCAGCAGGUGAAGAGAGAGAUCCUGGACACGGUGCAGCUUCCUCUGCAGCGGCCGGAGCUCCUGUCUCUGGGUCUAAGCCGGACCGGACUGCUGCUGUACGGACCGCCGGGGACGGGGAAGACCCUGCUGGCCAAGGCCGUGGCCACCGAGUGCUCCAUGACCUUCCUCAGUGUUAAAGGUCCAGAGCUCAUCAACAUGUACGUGGGUCAGAGUGAAGAGAACAUCAGAGAAGUGUUCCACAGAGCGCGUUCAGCAGCGCCCUGCGUCGUGUUCUUCGACGAGCUGGACUCUCUGGCUCCCAGCAGGGGGCGCAGUGGAGACUCUGGAGGGGUGAUGGACAGGGUCGUGUCUCAGCUGUUGGCCGAGCUCGACGCUCUGCACUCGACUGUCGGGGUUUUUGUGAUCGGAGCAACAAACCGUCCAGACCUGUUGGACCAAUCGCUGCUGAGACCCGGCAGGUUCGAUAAGCUGGUCUACGUGGGAAUCAACGAGGAUCGAGUGUCUCAGCUACAAGUCCUCCAAGCCGUCCUCAGAAAGUUCCGGUUGGACCCCGCUGUGAACCUGGAGGUGGUGCUGGACAGUUGCCCCGCCCACAUGACCGGCGCCGACCUGUACGCGCUCUGUUCAGACGCAAUGACGGCCGCCAUCAAGAGGAAGAUCUCUCUCAUCGACGACGGUGUGGACUCACAGGACUCUCCCGUCGUCGUCUCUGCUGACGAUUUCUCUGCUGCGUUAGAAAACUUCAAGCCGUCAGUUUCAGAACAGGAGCUGCUGCGAUACAGAAACAUCCAACAGACACUCAGUGUGAAGUAGAAACACGUGACCGACGCCACGAGAGAAUCGACCGACGACGACGUUCACUCUCCAGACGUCUCAGGAAGCUGAAGGUGUAAUUAUCUGAUUCAGGAUGUGAGUCAGUCCUGGAAAAUUGACUUUGUAAAUUACUGUGAAGCAAUAACAUGUAAAUGAUGUUAAUUUAUGAAAUUGUAAAAUAUAAUGAACAAGCUAAUUAAUAGAUGUGGGAUUACAGUUUCAAAUUUCUGUCACAUCAUCUGCUAACGGGUUCAGAUCGUUAAACCAAUGGUAGGUGAAGUGUGACAUGAUUUCUGUCUUAACAAGGUUCCUGUGGCUUUUCAGAAAAACAGUGUAUGAAUAUACAAUUACAAUAUUACUAUUGUGACAUACUGGCUCUACUUUUACCACAAUACCACCACUACUGCCACUACAGCCAUAACCAGUGUUGAAUAUACUAUAUUAUAUAAUUAUUACACAUUUAAUUACAUCUGCAAAGAUUAGCCAAUACAUUUAGACAAAGUUAAUUGAAAGUUGAUUAAAUAAUUGAAUAUUUUCAA